Molecule: messenger RNA, 2596 nt
Organism: Cuculus canorus (common cuckoo)
Lineage: Eukaryota; Metazoa; Chordata; Aves; Cuculiformes; Cuculidae
Gene: SOX18
Product: SRY-box transcription factor 18
Exons: 2
Coding region: 176-1426 (416 amino acids)
Biological process (GO): lymphangiogenesis; positive regulation of transcription by RNA polymerase II; angiogenesis
Molecular function (GO): RNA polymerase II cis-regulatory region sequence-specific DNA binding; DNA-binding transcription factor activity, RNA polymerase II-specific
Source: RefSeq, a predicted model, not a curated record
AGGAAAGAAAAGAACCCAAAACACACCAAGCCGAGCCCAAAUCCCCCCGAAAGGAAGGCGAGAGCGGCGGGGCUGCUGCUCGGCGGCUGCUGGACCCGGUGGGACGCGGCGGGACCCGUGUUUUUUCUCUCUCCGGCACCCGGUCGGGUCGGACACAAAGUGCUGUCCAGCUGGAAUGAAUAUAUCUGAGUCUAGCUACUGCCGAGAGGAGAUAUCGCAACCCCGGGGCGACUGUUCAUGGGGCACGGGCGCCGCUGAGCCCGGGCUCGCCUUCCCUCGCCCCCCGGGCGCCGCCUCCCCCGCCAGCCGCUCGCCCAGCCCCGAGCCCGGCUUCGCCUUCGGCCCCGCCGGAGCCGCCCCCGCCGCGGCCCCCGGCGCGGCCCCCAGCCGCUCGCCCAGCCCCGAGCCCGGCUAUGGAUACAGCCCCCCGGCGGGCCGAGCCGAGGGCAAGGCUGGCGAGGACUCGCGGAUCCGCCGGCCCAUGAACGCCUUCAUGGUCUGGGCGAAGGAUGAGCGCAAGAGGCUGGCGCAGCAGAACCCCGACCUGCACAACGCCGUGCUCAGCAAGAUGCUGGGUCAGUCAUGGAAAGCACUGAGCGCUAGCGACAAGCGUCCCUUUGUGGAAGAGGCAGAGCGGCUGCGAAUCCAGCAUCUCCAGGAUCACCCCAACUACAAGUACCGCCCAAGGAGAAAGAAGCAAGCCAAGAAAAUCAAGAGGAUGGAACCCAAUAUCCUCCUGCAUAACCUUUCCCAGCCUUGCAGUGACAACUUCAGCAUGAGUCACCAUGGCGGCAGCCAGCCGGGCCACCCCCAGCCUCCCCCACUUAACCACUUCAGAGAACUCCACUCCAUGGGGUCGGAUAUUGAAAACUAUGGCUUGCCAACUCCUGAGAUGUCUCCCUUGGAUGUCUUGGAACAGACCGAGCCGGCAUUUUUCCCUCCACACAUGCAGGAUGACUGCAACAUGAUGCCCUUUCGUGGCUACCACCACCAUCACCAGAUGGAGUUUCCCCAGGAGAAGUGCAUGGGGCGGGACGUGGCGGUGCCCUACGCGCAGACCCCCUCGCACUUGGCCGAUGCUAUGAGGACUCCCCAUCCUUCCAGCAUAUACUACAACCAGAUGUGCUCAGGAACUCAGAAUGGGCUUUCCGCCCACCUGGGCCAGCUCUCGCCCCCACCUGAAGCCCACCACAUGGAGAGUAUGGAUCACUUGAACCAAACCGAGCUGUGGACAGACGUUGACCGCAAUGAGUUUGACCAGUAUUUGAACAUGAGCAGGACUCGUCCCGAAGCCUCGGGACUCCCUUACCAUGUUUCCCUGUCCAAAGUGACUCCUAGAAGCAUCUCCUGCGAGGAGAGCAGCUUGAUAUCUGCCUUGUCCGAUGCCAGCAGCGCUGUCUACUAUAGCCCCUGCAUCACCGGUUAGGUUGGCCCCAUCAUUCGAUGCUCUCAGCGGGAGAGCCCCAGCUCUCUGUUAGAAACAAAAAAAGCCAUCCUCCUUUAACCACGAGCUCCAUAAUAUUUAGAAUAUCUCAUUAAAUGCAUUGCUUUCUUUUAUUUGUUUCUUUUUUUUGGGUUUUUUUUUUAGAGCAAAAAACCAUGCUGAACUCACUGAUAUACCAUAUCACUAUAUAACACAGAUAGACGCCUUUCCCAAGCGCUAGCCUGCCUGCCGCGCUCCCCGCUCCAGCCCUCGGCAGGGCGUAGCUGUAGCUCCCAUCAGCUCAGAGAGGGCAUUUUUUUAAGCCAACUCCAGUAAAUCCUGCCCAAAACAACCACCACCAGGAUGAGCCGAAACGACCUGCCCUCAGUAUUUAAUCCAGGAGAAUUUGAGAGCUGGGGGGAAGCUUUUAGGAAGACUUUGUUGGGGCCAUUAAAGAGUCGGCACCUCUCUGGGGUGGCCUUUAGGGCAGGUUUUACUGUAUUCUCAGCAAUAUAUUUUAAUUGGGCAACAAAACUAUAUUUUUACUAAGCAUUUUUAUAUAUAAAAUGGUAUUUAAUGUCUUUGGGGUGUUUUGGGUUUUUUUUAUUAGACUUUUUUAAAAGAAAUCGAGGGGUAUCCAUGAGAUCUAAAGCAUUUAUGUAGCAAAGCUGGAUUUGGGGGAAAAAAGGGGGGGAGGGGGAAUAAGGAGAUAUUUUGUGAAAAGGGAAUGACAAUGUAAAUAUUGUGGAACAAUUGACUGGAAUUUUGUACAAAAGAAAAAUACGACUGCAAACACUUUUAUUGUCUAGAACUGUAUGGAGAGCAAACUGUUUUAUACUGGUUAAUUAUUAAAACAUCUUCAUAUAAUUGUUCCCAUCUUGUGUGCUUGUUGUGUGAACACAUUUUUUCCGCAAAUACAUGUUGUCCCAACCGUUUCCAGAUUUUCAGAUCCGUUGAUUAAUGUUUUGACAACCUGGCAAAUGUAUUAAUUUCCAGGCUGCCGCCUGCCCGCCCCAUCAGCCGCCUUGGGCUCCAUAAGCAAGGCUCGUCUCGGGACAGGACGGCGGCUCCGGCAGUGGGAUGGGAUGCUGGUGGCCACCCCACAAUGUGAUCUGCAGGAAAAGCAGCUGUUCGAUUAAAGCAUAAUAAACCAUGAGAUAACCUUCUCGGAAA